AUGCCCGUAUCCAAGCUGCCCAGAAGAUAUAUUUGUGCAGGCUCCCUGCGCACAAAACGAAGACCACAUGUCUUCGCCCCAGUUCGAGCCGUCGCGGGCGGCAAUGUAAGGUGGCAUGGACAAGCGGCGACCCAGGACAAGGGGCCCAACGAUGGUGGCAAUCGCAUUGGGGAUCUAGAAGAGAAGGGUUCAAUUGGGAAGACUGGAGAAGAGAAGGAAGAGGGAGCUCUGACCCGGCGACUGCGAGACAUGAGCGAAGAAGCCUUGGUGUCUGGUGGACAUGGCGCAAUCAAAGCUGUUGAAGAAGCUGGAUUCAGUCCGGAUCUCAAGGCACAGUUGGAGCAACGCAUUGCCGCCGCCAACCUCAGAUCGUCUGAGGCAGAGCUUCCCGCCUCUGCAUCUCGCCACACGCGCGACCUUGCUACUGCCAACGCAUGGAGUGGCACUGAAUCUAUCCACGAUGCCAGUUUGCGCAUGCUGAACGAUGCCCACAAGCCCAUGCGACUGGGCCGCCCACCAAAGAUACCUGGUGUACAACCACCACAGUCGAUCGAUACCGGUCACAAGCGCGGCAAGGGAGGCAGUGGGUUGCGGCUGGCGAAUGCUCGCGACAGGAGCUUGGUGUAUACGACAUUGGUGGAAAACGGAGACAUCGACGCUGCAGAUCGUGAGAAGCGGCUCCAAGAACUUAAGGAUCGAUUCGAACCUGGUGCACGCGCCAUUGUCCCUGGAACAAUACAAGGCCUUGCUUCGCUUGCAAAUAAGAGAAUCGAGGACGCAAUCGCCCGUGGACAGUUCAAGAACAUCCCUCGAGGCAAAAAUGCUAAUGUCGAACGGGACUACAAUGCAUCCAGCCCCUUCAUCGAUACGACCGAGUACUUCAUGAAUAAGAUUAUCCAAAGACAGGAAAUAGUGCCGCCAUGGAUUGAGAAACAACAGGAACUUACGUCAGCGACGAGGAAAUUUAGAACUCGUUUACGCGCAGACUGGAAGCGACAUGCGGCGCGUAUGAUAGCCAGUAAAGGUGGCACGCUGGUGGAGCAGGUGAGGAGAGCUGAGGCAUAUGCCAAAGCUGAGCUCAUUUCGAAUCCAUUGAAGAGGAAGCAAGAAACCUUUACGACCACAAAUGACGAUGGUCACAUGUCUCAAAUUUCGUUAUCAGGAGAACUUAAAGUAUCUCCACCAGCUGAAGAUCCCAAAUCUGAGCCAGUUAUUGUGGAACGGGUAGUAGCUGAGAAGGUCACCCUUGACGCUUCUCCGGAAGCCGUAGCCCAAGAUCCUUCUAGGGUUUCUGCGGAAAGUGUUUCAAAGGAAACCAUGGAAGUGCCACUUAAAACUCCGGAAGCAACAGUGCCUCCAGCGUCACAUCCUUUCCGGGAUCUAGACUGGGAGCGUAUUGAAGGUAGCUACCUAGCUGUAGCAAUCAAGGACCUCAACGACAAAGCGCGCAGUUACAACCUGCAGGCACCGGAGCUAGCCAAAAGACCCUACUUCAACCUCCAACGCGAGCUGAACUCGUGCUUCGCCGACGUUGCGCCCCAGCUUCCUGCAGCCAUCAUUGAACGGACGCGGAGACCGCCGAAGAAGACAGACACUGGGUACACUUCUGGUCAGAGGAGUGUUCUCGACAACAUCAUUGGCGGCCCCGUUCGCGUGCGAGAUGAGCGUCGAGAGAAGCAGUAUGGCUUCAAGCAGUUUUGGAAAGACCUCUGGGCCGACAAGUCAAGCAAUCCGUACUAA
Molecule: messenger RNA, 1740 nt
Organism: Bipolaris zeicola 26-R-13
Lineage: Eukaryota; Fungi; Ascomycota; Dothideomycetes; Pleosporales; Pleosporaceae
Exons: 1
Coding region: 1-1740 (579 amino acids)
Source: RefSeq, a predicted model, not a curated record